Molecule: messenger RNA, 2151 nt
Organism: Rhizopus microsporus ATCC 52813
Lineage: Eukaryota; Fungi; Mucoromycota; Mucoromycetes; Mucorales; Rhizopodaceae
Exons: 3
Coding region: 194-1837 (547 amino acids)
Biological process (GO): intracellular signal transduction
Molecular function (GO): guanyl-nucleotide exchange factor activity
Source: RefSeq, a predicted model, not a curated record
GUAAAAAGAUAAAUGCAAUGCAGCUGCAUCCAAAAGAAACCGUAACACACAAGAUUAGAUAUCCCAUUUUUCACUCUACAAACAAUAUUGCGACUUACAAAAUGAGGCCUGUCAACUCAUUUCUUCCUAUCGCAAUCGACCCGAAUGGAAUCAGUUCUUGAAAGAGUGUUUGGAUACACAGGACGAAGAAAUAAUGCAAAAACGGUUACAUCUGGAAGACUAUUUAAUUAAACCUGUACAAAGAAUAUGUAGAUAUCAACUACUGAUAAAAGAGAUCAUACGAUAUACAUCACCCCAAACACCAGAGUAUGAUCUCUGGACAGCCGUAUUGAGCGAAAUGCAGGAUAUCGUGGCUGAGAUUGAUGACUUGAAGUUUCAGCGUGAAAUGAAGGAACGUACAGAUAAAUUUAUCGAACGUCUCGACGGUGACUGGAGGAUCAACCGACGCCAUGUCUCUCAGCUAGGAAACCUUUUGAUUGCUGGUGCAAUUGAGGUAACCUAUUCUGCUCUUGGUCAAAGCGUCUCCAAACCUAGAUACCUCGGUUGCUUUGUCUUUCCAACCUACAUCAUCAUGGUUCGUCCCAAGAAAGUGACAAAUUAUGAACCCAAACAUUGGUUCCCCCUGAAGAUGGCCGAAUUUGAAAAUCUCGAAGAUAUUGAGGGUCAAAGAGAAAACUCUUUUAUUGUACGAUGCAAGAAGCAUACAUUUAUAUUUAGCGCAACCUGUUCACAAGAGAAACAGCUAUGGGUCAAGAAAAUUCAAGAAGCUAUUGUCACCGCCAAGAUGGACAGUACUACUGACAACGACUGGCUUGCACAAGAACAAAUCGUUCCUUCCCUCCCAGGACUGACGACCAAGAAACAAAGCAUACGUGCCUCUCGCUCAUUUACAAAUGUACUGGAUAUGGCGCUGAUGAAUGGAAGUGACAAACAAAAGUCCUUUGAUCGACAGAUCCUUCGACGGUCCAUAUCAACCAACGUCUGUCUCGAAGACUUGGAAACCCCGCCUUUUGAGGUACCUGCUCUUCCACACAAUCGGAACCUGAACGUGUCACUCGUCAAGCGAUAUUCCGCUGAUUAUGUAAUCAACCAAAAGAAACCGUUAGAACUCAAGCCGAGGAAUAACUCAGAGACGUAUGUCAAGCCGGAUCCAUUUGCCAGUAAUGGUAUGCCAAGAAGACGACCUAGUUCACUUGAUCUAUUAUCAGAUACGAGCAAUAUGAUUGGUAAAAUGUCGUUUCAGUUUAAAAACAACCACCAGAACGCCUUACGUAUCAAUGUGGACCAUAAACUUCGUGAUGUUUGUACUCAAGAGUAUUUGUCUUCCAGAGCCUGGCAUGUUCGAGACAAUUACGGAUCCGAGCCUCUGCCUCCAGUGAAUACAGCAGCUGAUCCUCUCAAAAAGAAAAAAUCAUCUUCUCUGCUUAGAUCGUCUGUAUCGAGCUUAUCGAUCAUCAUUCCCAAACGAGCAUCCGAGCCUGCACCCUUGAGAUCCGCUACCUCUGUUGUCGCCCAGUCAUCUGAUUGUGAUAUCAAGUCAACAGAUGAAAGCGCCUGUUCAAGUCUCAUGGAUAGACCUGACUCGCCAAGGACGAAUAACAGAAUGUCAUAUGUCUCAUCUUCAAGAAAGUCUUCGAUACAGUCUCAACACCAAGAUUCAUUUGACUGUACAUUGAAUGAUAUAACAAACCCUAUUUUUACCAAAAAGAAAAAGAGGCCACUAGCAGAGAGAGUGCUCAAGAGAAUAACAAGUAUCAGGCAGAUAAAAUCGCAUACUGCAGAAUGGAAUAUGUCAGGAGACACAUUAAAAAGUGGUAUAUCGGAGGAGGUAAAUUAACUUUUUUGUGAAUUCAAUUCAUGGACGUACAGAAUAACCCCCCUCUUUUUUUCCCUCCCUAGACUAAAACAUAUCCACCAGAGCACGAGUCAGCUGUCUCGUUAAAGAGUGUUGAUCAGCAACAGACGGAGGAGACAGAUUCUGUAAUGACUGCAUUUGCUUAUGCUUCUACACCCGCAAAGAAAAAGACAAGCUGGAAAACUCGGUUGAGACAGUCAAGACUUUUUUUCAUACAAGAUGUGUAAAAAUACGCAUUCAUUUCAAAUGCGCGUGUGUGUUGCCACGUUCAGCCCUUUUUUUUUUUUUCUUUACCU